Messenger RNA from Capsicum annuum, 1404 nucleotides. RefSeq names its product protein-lysine N-methyltransferase EEF2KMT. The coding region runs from base 94 to 1302 and encodes 402 amino acids. NCBI's taxonomy places the organism in Eukaryota, Viridiplantae, Streptophyta, Magnoliopsida, Solanales, Solanaceae. The record is from RefSeq and is a predicted model, not a curated record. The transcript has 11 exons.
AUUUUAUAAAAAAAAAUACUAGUUAAUUGAUAAAGAUUAUUUUAAGAAUUUUGGGCUAAAAUUUGUUAAUGUGAGACGCCGUUCAUAGUAGUGAUGGAGAAAGAAGAAGAGAUAGAAGAAUGUUCUACUGCUUGCUUUCAUUUAGUCUCUGCUUUCCUUGCCUGUGAACCCCCCGAUUUUGUUAUCUCAUUUGCCAGGGAUUUUGGAGGUGGUUUUAUUACGGAAAGAGUGCAAAGUUUCUUAUGGAACGAAUGUAUCAACAAAUCUGAUGUAAAGUGUAAUUUGCCUUAUUUGAAAAGAUUCUUAAAGAAGCUCAUUGUUGAAAUCGAGUCAAAUGGGGAUGUUGUUUUGGAUGAAUUAUAUGAGAAGUAUAUUUUUUGUCUGGCUUCUGUGAAGGAUGAUGAUUUGGCUAAAGGAAACACAAGAAUGUUAAGAAGAUUUUCUUUUCUAUUUCCUAAGGAUUGUUCACAAGCCUCGAGUUGUCAAAUAUUUAGGAAAUUGGAAGUCGCGUUGCAAUGUUCACUUAACAUGCUUGAAGGCGAUACAGGGUGCUCAAUUUGGCCAUCAAGUCUGUUCCUUUCAGAGUUCGUACUAUCUUUUCCAGAAGUGUUCUCAAGCAAAUCUUGUCUUGAGGUUGGUUCGGGUGUUGGACUGGUUGGUGUGUGUCUAGCUCAGGCAAAUUGCUCCAAAGUAACACUUACAGAUGGUAACUUAUCAACUUUAGCAAACAUGAAGCUCAACUUGGAGUUAAAUCAGCAGGCCACUGAUGUGUUAGGCCAUACACGACAACCCAACACGGUACAGUGCUUGCAUUUGCCGUGGGCGUCUGCAACAGAAAAUGAGCUACGUGAAUUAAUGCCAGAUAUAAUUUUGGGUGCAGAUGUGAUAUAUGAUCCACUGUGCCUACCACACCUUGUACGAGUCCUCAAGAUUCUUUUGAAGCGGGAACAUUUAAACUUACAUUUGAACAAUGGCUCCAAGGACUGUCCACCUGACCGGAGAUGUUUCAAAAGUAAAGAAACCAGUUCAGCAGGUGACCUUGACGUUUACGUCAGAAAAGAAAAAAUAUAUGGCAAUCCUCAUGCUGAUCAUUUGUCUCCUGGAUUAGGACAAAGGCCUGUUGCAUAUAUUGCUUCGGUCAUUCGCAGUAUUGACACGUUCAAUUGUUUCCUUUCGUUGGCAGAAAGAGAGAAUUUAAUUGUGUCAGACAUCACUGAAACGAUGAAGCCGCUUGAUUUGCUUCCUUAUGUAAAAUCAUACCAGCGGUCUAGCGUAAGGAUGUUUAAAAUAUCAUAUUUGUGAAAAUAAAGCUACUAAUUACUAUGUAAUCAAACAGAACUAAGUCUGCUUUGUUGUAAGAAAAAUAUUGAAGUAACUGUUAUGGUAGACAAUUUUUUUUUUCUA